GCUGGCGCUCAUUGGCUGACGGAGCCGCCUGUCAGCGGCGCCGCUUCCGGUGCCGCCGUCGCCGGGAAGGCCCAGCGCCGCCGCCGCAGCCGCCGCCCCGCCCGGCCCCGCCCGGCGCCAUGGAGGUGACGGUGGGGACGGCGGCGCUGGCGCUGGCGCUGCUGCUGCUGCCGGUGCUGUACGAGCGCAGCGGCUCCUUCCGCUUCUUCUGCAAGAUGGGCUUCUACAACGGGUGGAUCCUGCUGCUGGCGCUGGUGGCCAUCCCGCUCUGCGCCCUGCGGGGCCGCGACGUCGAGAACAUGAAGAUCAUCCGGGGGCUGAUGCAGCACGUGAAGCAUCUCUAUGGGAUCCGGAUGGCGGUUCGGGGCGCCCAGCACUUCCCCCCCCAGCAGCCCUACGUCGUCGUCAGCAACCACCAGAGCUCCCUCGACCUGCUGGGGAUGAUGGAGGUGCUGCCGGACCGCUGUGUGCCCAUCGCCAAGCGGGAGCUGCUCUACAUGGGGGCCGUGGGGGUGGUCUGCUGGCUCGGCGGCAUCAUCUUCAUCGACCGCAAGCGGACACAUGACGCCAUCAGCGUCAUGGCCGAGGCUGCCCACACCAUGCUCAGCCAGGACGUCCGGGUGUGGGUCUUCCCCGAAGGGACGCGCAACCACAGCGGCUCCAUGCUGCCCUUCAAGCGGGGCGCCUUCCACCUCGCCGUCCAGGCCCAGGUCCCUGUCGUCCCCAUCGUCAUCUCCUCCUAUCAGCACUUCUACAGCAAGCGGGAACGGAGGUUCACAGCUGGGCAGUGCGUGAUCCAGGUGCUGCCCCCACUGCCCACGCGGGGGCUGGGCCCGGCCGACGUCCCGGCGCUCACUGAGCGGGUCCGCGCCGCCAUGCUGGAGGCCUUCGAGGCGCUCUCGGCCGAGCUGCGCCCCACGGCGUCGCCCCCCGCUCCCCAGUGACCCACCCCGCCCCACGGCCGCCCCCUGCCCCACGGGCGCUGCCCAGCCCCACGGCAGCGGGACAGGGGCUGACCCACAUGCGGAAUGGGGACUGACCCACAAGCGGCGCGCGGGCUGACCCACACGUAGAGCGUGGACUGACACGUGGCGGGACACGGACCCACGAGUGGGGCACGGGCAGACCCGCGCCGGGGCACGGAGCAACCCUCGGCAGGAACCAUAGGAAGAGUGUGGCCAGACCUACAGCGGGAAUGCGGAACGACCCACGGUGGGACUCUAGAGGAAGAGCGGGGUGUGGACUGACCCCCAAGUGGGGCUUGGAGCAACCCACAGCGGGACCUAUGGAAGCGCGUGGACUGACCCAUGGCAGGAGCCGUAGGAAGAGCUCGGUCAGACCCACAGACGCACAGUGGGGACCUGGUCUGACCCACGGCGGGACCCACAGGAGGCUCACGGAGUGACCCUAGCGGGACCAUGGUAUGACCCACAGCGGGACCCCCACGGACCGACCACUCCAGACCCCCAUGUUGGGGGGGUACCCUCAGACCGACCCACUCCAGACCCCCAUGUGGGGGGGCCCCAUGGACCGACCCACUCCAGACUCCCAUGUGGGGGUCCUAGCGACUGACCCAUGGCUCGUGGGGGGGGGCACAGGGCUGACCCCCCUCAACAGCCGGUGCCAUUUGGGGAUGGGGGGGGUGUCCCAGGCCGUGGGGCAGUGUGGGGGGCGGGUGCUGAUUGGCUGCCAGAACAGGCCCGACCUCUUUUUAGGGGGCGAUGCCACAUAUUUAUUGGGGGGAGGGGGGUGGAUUUUGCCAAAUUUCCCUCCUGCCCCUGGCUCGGGGUCCCCCCUGCUUUUAAUAAACCCCCCCCAAGUC
Messenger RNA from Phalacrocorax carbo (great cormorant), 1822 nucleotides. The record is from RefSeq and is a predicted model, not a curated record. NCBI's taxonomy places the organism in Eukaryota, Metazoa, Chordata, Aves, Suliformes, Phalacrocoracidae.